Messenger RNA from Ostrinia nubilalis (European corn borer), 1765 nucleotides. It is a transcript of the gene sage, whose product is annotated as fer3-like protein. Bases 400 to 1101 code for a protein of 233 amino acids. Lineage: Eukaryota; Metazoa; Arthropoda; Insecta; Lepidoptera; Crambidae. Gene Ontology annotation, molecular function: DNA-binding transcription factor activity, RNA polymerase II-specific; RNA polymerase II cis-regulatory region sequence-specific DNA binding; protein dimerization activity. The transcript has 4 exons. Gene Ontology annotation, biological process: mesoderm formation; regulation of transcription by RNA polymerase II. Gene Ontology annotation, cellular component: nucleus. The record is from RefSeq and is a predicted model, not a curated record.
CCUUACGCGAGGCAGGUUGGAGUAACAAGUUAGAGACACCUUGAGAGACCUGCUUCAUUAUAAACAGUCGAAAAGUUAAUUUAAAAAAUGUGUGUUUGUGAGUGUGUUAGUGGGAGAUACGUAAAGAUAUUGAAACCACAGUUUUAACUGCGAAUCGUUAGUUCUUCGAACUUCGUUGUGGGUGAAAAAGUAGGUAUUGUUUUAGGCCCGUAUUAUGAAGAGACGAAUACUUUCGUUCCUAUUCGAAAUUAUAGACUGAUUUGUCGAAUUUCAAAGACUUAUUACGGACGUGAAUCUUCUUUAGUGUAGGAUCGUUCUUACUAGAGUGUCUUAUAAGUAUUACGGGUCUUACAGACAAUAGGACUUGAAACGGAACGAAAGUUAGUCAAUUUUAUAGAAAUGUACAGCCAAACUUAUGACGACGAAGCGCCCAUUCCUCUGAUCGCGAACUACACAAUCGUGAAAGAGGGGGAGGAAGAAGAAAAGAGGGAGACAGACGAUAGAGUGAUUCUAGAAAUAGGACGGCAAGAUGACAAACCGAAGGAGGAGCUGACGUUUUCCCAUAAGAAGUACGAUAAGACCACAUCGCAUCACAGGUCGUACGUGCUAGAAGACUAUGAGCCCAGGAGAGUCACGUACUUCAGGCCGCAUGAGUUGGAUCAUGCCCCUCAUGAAGGUCCCAGAUAUUACGAGCAAGAAUUUAGAGAGACAGUAGUCCAGGAGACCGCGAACUCGGAGUCCUCUCUGGACUUCUCCCACGAGUCUCAGGAGACCACCAAGUACGGCAACGAAGAUCACAACCAGGACGCCAUAAUGAAUUGGAAGGAGAGAGCUUUACAGCUGGAAAGAGAAUACAAGAAGACUGCGUGUGAUCGCGAGCGUACGCGCAUGCGCGAUAUGAACCGAGCGUUCGACCUGCUGCGCUCCAAGCUGCCGGUGACCAAGCCCUCCAAGAAGAAAUACUCGAAGAUAGAGUGCUUGAGGAUAGCGAUCCUGUACAUCAGACAGCUGGAGUGCAUGCUGGCUGGAGGCUCGCCUGAAGACCCGACCUUCUUCGACGUCCAAGUCACCGACCUGAGGCGGAGACAGCAAAGAUUCUGACCGAUUUCCCCCUGAUAAUAAUACCCAGAUGAAUUAAAAUUUAUGAAUGUCCUAGCGCCAGUUUUUAUGUACAAUUUAAAACAAAUAUAGGUUUCUUCGUGAAUCAAAAUAAAAUUAAGUUUCUGAAUUCUGGGACUGGUAGACGAUUUCGUCGUUUUGUAUUGGAAGACUAAUGUUAUUGUUACAUUUUAACGAUCCAAAGUUAUUUUAAUAAUUAACCUACAUUAUUAUUUCGAUACGUACUCUUUUCAAAUAUUUUUACCUAGCAAAAUAAUAGUAAUUUUAUGUGUGCUUAAUAUAAACUACUUACUGAAAUUGAAGUUUGACACGUAAGAAAGGUAUUUUAUUCCGUCCAUAUUUUUAUUUUAUUUAGAAACGAAAGAGAAAAGUAUGUUAUAGUUUAAUAUAAUUUUAUUUGUACAAAAAUAAACAAUAAAAUAUUUCACACAGUUCCUUGGUUUACUUCGUAAAUACGCAAUAUAAAAAUAAAAUAAAUAAUAUUGUUUUAAAUAACAUCAUGCUGGAUCACAGUUUUCUUCCCAUUAUUAAAAUUAAAUGAGAAAAACACUCAAUUAUUUAAAUGUUAUUUAAUACAAUUGCAAAUAAAUUCACAUUUUUCUGUACUGAUCACGUCUAAAUACAAAUAUAAUUUAACAUGACCAAG